GAUAAUUCAUCAUCGCUGGAGGGGAAGAAGAAUUUUACAGCCAGCCUUAAAAUUAAUCCCAAAUGAGGGAGUCUCCUUCCAACACGAACUGAAAAUUGGCAGGUCACUUGCUCUGCGAAGGAACGGUUUCUGCCUGCACGUUUCGGAGGGCACUAGGACCCUGCGCGGGAGCAGCAGGACGAAGGCAAAGAAGACAAUAAUUUGUUCCAUUGUAAUGAGAACUGUGAGUGUUGGCAAGGGGCACUUUUUCACAGGGCCUGCCUUCUUCCACUAACGAUUUUCAGUGCCUCCUGUUAGCCAACCCGGACAAUUUGUUCAGUUAUUGCAACGGUCAACAUAUUUGAUCUUGCGCGGGGGGUGGGGAGAACCCCUCUCCAUCAACAGUUUAAAUUAAGAGAGGGGGUGGAAUAUGAAAGCAAAGCCCAACUCAUCAUCAGCCUAUGCAGGAGCAGGAGGGGUUUGGGAGUCAGCUGUAUGCAGGAAAUCUCUCACAUCCUGAGUUUCCGUGCUCUCUCUCUCUCUCUGUAAUUGUAUAUUAAUGGGGCUGUUCUCCAGCCCCAGCUGAUGAAAGUUUUUCUCUCAGUCUAGGCUAAGAUGUCCAUGCGUCGCCAUGCAGAGCGGCUACGCUCCUUUCCUCCUCCUCCUCCUCAGCCCCCUGCCCAGCUCUUGCUCCUGCUGCUGCUCAGCCUCUUAAUAGCACCACCAUCCGGGGCUCAAGCGGGGAAUGCAAAGCACAAGAUGGAAUUCUCCAGGCAAUGGAUUCAAAAGAACCAACCGGCACACUAUGAAAUAAUAGUCCCUUAUCUCCUGAGUAGUGAACAGUGGACACCAUUAAAAAGCUUCAAGACUCACCCAGCAGUGCUGAAACUUCUUAUACAAACUGAAAGUGAGCAACUUGUCAUCAUUCUGGAGAGAAAUGAUGACCUUUUUGCUCGCAACUUCACAGAAACACACUAUUUGGAAGAUGGUACUGGUGCUGUUCUUCCACGUAAUUACACGGCUCAUUGCUACUACCAUGGUCACGUGCAAGAUUACGCCGAGUCUGCAGUAACUUUGAGUACAUGUUCUGGACUCAGGGGACUUAUUUUGUUUGAGGAUAAUGCCUAUAUUUUGGAGCCACUGGAAGGUGCUACGAAUGAACAUAUAAUCUACCAAGCAAGGGACUUAAAACUAGCUCUGGGUUCUUGUGGUCAUCAUCUCAACAUCUCAGACAUCACUCUGGAAGAUACCACACAUACUACCCAGAAAUCUGCUAGCAGGCGCAAGAGGGAAGCCCUGAAAUCUACCAAGUAUGUGGAACUCAUUAUUGUGGCCGAUAAUCGAGAGUUUCAGAGACAGGGCAAAGACGUGGAGAAAGUGAAGCUGAGGCUGAUAGAAAUUGCAAACUACGUUGAUAAGUUCUAUAGGCCACUAAAUAUACGAAUAGCCUUGGUUGGAGUGGAAGUCUGGAAUGACAUGGAUAAGUGCACAAUAACCCAGGACCCCUUCACCAGCCUUCAUGAAUUCUUGGACUGGCGAAAGUUGAAACUUCUACCUCGUAAACCCCAUGACAAUGCACAACUAGUGAGUGGAGCUUACUUCCAAGGUACUACCAUUGGCAUGGCACCUAUAAUGAGCAUGUGUACUGCAGAGCAGUCUGGAGGUAUUGUUAUGGACCAUUCCGACAGCCCUCUGGGAGCAGCAGUAACUCUGGCACAUGAGUUGGGCCAUAAUUUUGGGAUGAACCAUGAUACACUGGAAAGAGGUUGCAACUGCAAAGCAUCUGCUGACAAAGGAGGCUGCAUCAUGAACCCUUCAACAGGCUACCCAUUUCCUAUGAUGUUUAGUAGCUGCAGCAAGAAAGACCUGGAAAGCAGCUUGGAGAAAGGAGUAGGGAUGUGCCUAUUCAACCUGCCUGAAGUUAAGGAAUCUUUCGGUGGUCCAAAGUGUGGGAAUGGCUAUGUAGAAGAAGGAGAGGAGUGUGACUGUGGGGAACCUGAGGAAUGUACAAAUGAAUGCUGUAAUGCUACUACUUGCACUUUAAAACCAGGAGCAGUAUGUGCCCAUGGGCUUUGCUGUGAAGACUGCAAGCUGAAGCCAGCAGGGGUCUUAUGCAGGGACUCCAGUAAUUCCUGUGACCUUCCUGAAUUCUGCACUGGAGGCGGCCCUCUCUGCCCAGCCAAUGUUUACUUACAUGACGGGCACCCCUGCUACAGGGUAGAUGGGUAUUGCUAUAAUGGCAUGUGCCAGACACAUGAGCAGCAAUGCAUCACACUCUGGGGACUAGGUGCUAAACCUGCCCCUGGGAUAUGCUUUGAGAGAGUCAAUUCUGCAGGUGAUCCUUACGGAAACUGUGGAAAGGAUUCCAAAAGUUCGUUUGCCAAAUGUGAACCCAGGUAUAUGCUCUUGUCGUGCCUAAUUGGAAAAGAGGUUGGAACUGUGCCAAUGUUAGAUGCUAACAUCAUUAAAAUGAUUAACAUUAUUUCUUUUCCCUUUAGAGAUGCUAAGUGUGGAAAAAUUCAGUGUCAAGGGGGAGCAAAUCGACCUGUAAUUGGUACCAAUGCUGUCUCCAUAGAAACAAACAUCCCAUUACAAGAAGGAGGCAAAAUUCUAUGCCGUGGAACCCACGUAUACCUGGGCGAUGACAUGCCUGACCCUGGUCUUGUCCUUGCUGGAACAAAAUGUGAAGAUGGAAAAAUCUGCCUUAACCGCCGCUGCCAAAAUACCAGCGUAUUUGGGGUUCAUGAAUGUGCAACAAAAUGUCAUGGACGUGGAGUCUGCAACAAUAAAAAAAAUUGCCAUUGUGAGGCCCACUGGGCUCCUCCCUUUUGUGACAAGGCAGGAUUUGGUGGCAGUGUAGACAGCGGGCCAGUUAGACAAUCUGAUAAAAGAAGCUUAAUAAUAGGGCUACUCAUUACCACCCUGUGCCUUCUGGUUGCUGGUUCACUUAUGUACAUCAAAAGGAAGAUCUUGAUUAGAUUGUUCUUUAUUAAUAAGAAGACUACAAUAGAGAAACUAAGGUCUGUGACUCCAGCAAGGCCUUCCAGUUCAUUUGAACCUAAUCAUGUUCCCACCACAACCCACAGUAGUACAAAUCUGGUGAAAAAGUCACAAAAUUUGAAUACAUCUAAGAGACAUCCACAAGGAUUGCAACGAUAUCACACAGGUAAUGUUAGUAAUCCUGUGAAGACACAGAAUACACCACGGUUGAGCCCACCAGAGCGUAUUGUCCCACCCCUGUGUGAAUUACCGUGUCCGCAGCCCACAUCCAGAAGGUUGCUGCCUGCCAGCCCCUCACCCAGAUGUGAUCAGGAAUCUUUCAAGCCAAGUCCUCCACGAAAACCUUUGCCAGCUGAUCCUCAGAAGAACAAAUCUGCUCAGUUUAAGAGUUCCACAGAACCUGUGCCUCAAAUUGCCCCUGUCAGGCCUGCACCUAAACAACCACUUCAGAUGCAUAGAGCCUGCAAUACUGCCUAUAUGAAAUGACACCAUGGAAUAUUUGUAUCCUGGAAAGUGAAGACAGAAUUUUGCACUAUUUUCAUCUCCAGUUGGAGAUCAAUAUUUUUAUAUCAAUAGGUAGAAUUUUUAAUGUUCAAAACCCAUUAUUUUAAAGAACUCUGAGCUACUGCCUUUGGUGCUAUGCUGUGUGAAGGUGGUUUGCUUCUUUGCUCAGGUACUUGUAAAUUAUUAAUUUAUAUUUAAUAUUUAUUACAGUGCAGAGCACUGUAGUAGAUAUUGUUUCACCAUAGCCAAGUUUUCCUAGGAAGGAAGCCAUUUUUGUGAUGUUUAAACAGUCUUGAACCAUCCAUUACAUAUUUCUCAAUGUUUGGUACAAACUCCUCAAAGUUUGUUUAGUUUGGACCUGUUCCUAUACAGAAAAUUGAGUAAAGCUGAACUGAAACUUUGCUGAAACCAAGAGACAGGUGAAAUUUCAAAAGCUAGUGGCUGAUAUUUUGUCAAAAGAAUCUGGAGGGGAAAUAAUACUUCUAGGGUGUAUUUUCAAGGAAGGUUAAGAAAAUAAGUGCCAAAAUGAAGAAUUACCCAAAUGUCUAGGUUUAUCAGGUCCUAGGUAUUUGCUCUAUCAUCAAAUAGAUGUACAUUUUCCGCAUAAAAAUUCAGAUUUUACAAAGCACAUGCUUUUCCCUAUACAACCAGACUAUCAUUGUGUGUUGUAACUAAGAAUUCUAAAUGGCCUGAUCCUGUGCACUGCCAAACCCUGCUUAGAGGGAUAGAUCUGCUGACACAGCACUACAGUAGUUACUUGUGCUCUGACCACAAUACUUAACCCCAGCCAACUUGGUGGUUCAACAAAAAGCUCUUCACUGCACGAUAGUGAUCGCUCACCCAUCUGUCAGUGGGCACCCUUUGCGGGGCCGUGCACAGCGCCCCCAAUCCACUGGAGACUCACUAGAAAUCAGCAUUCUCAUUUUGAUGAGAACUCUGGCCCCAAAGAUCAAGUUUCUGACAUUUGACACUGGAGGCCACAGCAACAGCUUUCAAAGUUAGUUUCACAAAAGUGUUCAUUUCAACUCUAGUACUUGCUCUCAUUGAGCAGUCAUCAGAUUUCAAGUUAUAAUCCCACUGGUUUUGAUAAAUCUUCAAACAGAUCACACAAACUAUUUUUUCUCCUAUUAUACAGUGAAAACCCCCUACAUCUGGCACGUCUCAGUGUUCUAAAUCUUAAAAGGCCUGCUAUAGCUGCUUGAAACUAAUUGAAAGUCUGUAUUUCAAGAGAGUAUAUAGGAUUUCAGCAUGUUUUCUUAAUUAAAAAACUGUAUAUUGCACAAGACAGUUUAAAAUUCAUUGUUUUUGUUGGA
This is a messenger RNA of Zootoca vivipara (common lizard), 4796 nucleotides long. The record is from RefSeq and is a predicted model, not a curated record. NCBI's taxonomy places the organism in Eukaryota, Metazoa, Chordata, Lepidosauria, Squamata, Lacertidae.